This is a messenger RNA of Rosa rugosa (rugosa rose), 582 nucleotides long. RefSeq names its product DNAJ protein JJJ1 homolog. The record is from RefSeq and is a predicted model, not a curated record. The transcript has a single exon. Lineage: Eukaryota; Viridiplantae; Streptophyta; Magnoliopsida; Rosales; Rosaceae. Bases 1 to 582 code for a protein of 193 amino acids.
AUGGCGAAGAGGGAGGAGGAAAGGAAGAGGGAGAUGGAGAAGGAAAGGGAGAGGAGGAAGCGGUUGAAGAAGGAGAAGCUGGCGAAGGCUACUAUGGAGUAUGAGGAGCCGGAGUGGACCAAAGUGGUUGAGAGGAAGAGAAAAUAUGGUGAUCCUGGGGACGAGAAGGAGAAGGAGAGAGAGGAAUGGGAGUGUGUGGUUUGUAGAAAGGGAUUUAGGAGUGAAAAGCAGUGUCGGAAUCACGAGCAGUCGAAGAAGCACCUCCUCAUGGUUAUGGAGUUGAUGAAGUUGAAACAUUAUGAUAUGGUUGCGGAGUUGAUUGAGGUAGAGAGAAAUUAUGAAGAUCUUAAUGAAGAAGAGGAUUUAAUGGAAGAAAAAAGGAAUGAGGUGGUGGAUGAUGGGGUUGGAGGGAGUGAUAGUAACGAAAAUGAAUUUUCUGAUUGUGAUAACGAAAAUCAGAAGGAAAGAGUCAGUGAAGUAGUUGAAGUCGAUGAGUUGGAGGUGGAAGAGGAGGAGGAUGAGAUGAAUGUUCUUGAAGCAAUGGUGGCGAUCGAGGCGAAAGGCUAUGGAAAAGGUUUGUGA